ACUCAAUACAACCUCACUAGCACUACUCCCCAUUCUCGCAGGGCUGAGCUGGGCUCCUCUGUCUGCAAUGUCCCUCAACACCUUCCCACUCCUUCUUGGGCUCAACGACGCACCCAACCUGCAUUCCUCGUCCCCCAAGGAUCGUAACAUGCAACAACACCUCACCCGCCAACCCAACCCCACCGAACAAAAAAUCCAGUGAAAAACCAGAAGGGGCUCUACCGCCAAAAAAAACAACAACAAGAUGCCACCCAGCCGAACCACCCCCCUCCCAGCCCUCAGCCAGCUAUCGCUGUCGCUACUGCUGCUGCUGCUCCUCCUCUCCGCGCCGCGCCCCACCGCCGCAUCCACCGCGACCACGACGACCUCCCCCGCCGCGCCCACGCCGACGGUCCUCGACGUGUCGGACCGGUACCGGUACGCGGGCUGCUACAACGAGACGACAGCGGUGUCGGGCGCGGGCGGGGCGCGGGCGCUCGGCGACGGCGCCGACGAGGUCCUGGCGGGCCAGAUGACGGUGCCGCUCUGCCUGGGCUUCUGCGCGGGUGGGGGAGGCGGGGGGACUGUGUAUAAGUAUGCUGGGUUGGAGUUUUCGAGGGAAUGCUGGUGCGCACAGCGUCUGUCAGCGGCGUCUGCCAAGCUGUCCGACAGCGAGUGUAACCUGGGGUGCGACGGCGACUCGCAGACUGCAUGCGGUGGAGCGUUGAAGUUAACUGUGUAUAUGCUCAGCGCAGCUCCGUCGACGAACAUGGCUCGCGGGUUGGCGGCUAUAAUAAUGAUGGCUAGUGUAGUGUAUAAUCUUCUUUGACGGGGUUUUGACGGGCGGGAGAGUCAAAUGUUUUCUUCAAGUCUUGCGUUUCGAGAUACCUACAAGCCGUUUUAGAAACAGACCAUGUAAGAUGCAGGAAGAUACCCGGAUUUUGGCGUCGCACAAUAUAAAAUCAUGUUUCAUUCAUCGUAC
This is a messenger RNA of Phialemonium atrogriseum, 961 nucleotides long. Its product is annotated as WSC domain-containing protein 2. Lineage: Eukaryota; Fungi; Ascomycota; Sordariomycetes; Cephalothecales; Cephalothecaceae. The transcript is spliced from 3 exons. The record is from RefSeq and is a predicted model, not a curated record. Bases 245 to 808 code for a protein of 187 amino acids.